AUGUACACCUCGAUUGCCGUUGUCUCUGCCCUUGCGGCGACUGUAGCUGCGAAAACAGUGUACACCACUGUUGAUGUGACCAUCACCAGCUGUGGACCUGAAGUCACAAGCUGCACAGGCAAGCAACCAACCACUCUUCAGCCUCAUACUGUAUACAGCACGGUCGAUGUCGUCGUCACUUCUUGCGGACCUGAGGUCACCUCUUGCCCUGGCAAGCCAGCUCCACCCGCUAGCCACCCUCAUGCCGGCAAAUCUUAUUCAGCCUCGGUUUCAGUGCCCACCAGUCCUUUGACUCCGACCCUUCCAACCCCAAGUUCAUCAGCACCCCCUGCUCCUCCCGCUUCAUCUGUCCAUGUUGCACCCUCUUCAGCUGCUCCUCCGCCAGGCUACUCCUCGCACCCAGCGCGUUACUCUUCAGCACCAUCUGGCCCUGCUACUACUGUCGCCCCCUACCCGUCCUCGGUUAUCACUGUUGUUAGCAACUCCAAGGGUCCAGUUGGCACUGGCACUGGUGUCAUUCCUCCCAAGAACGCGACCUCAACCUAUCCACCGAUCGCCACCUACACUGGCGCUGCCAGCUCCGUCUCCGCUUCGCUUGGCACUCUCGCUGGUCUGGCUGCCAUUGCAGCUUUCUUCAUGGCAUAA
Messenger RNA from Endocarpon pusillum Z07020, 645 nucleotides. RefSeq lists its product as uncharacterized. Bases 1 to 645 code for a protein of 214 amino acids. The transcript has 4 exons. The record is from RefSeq and is a predicted model, not a curated record. NCBI's taxonomy places the organism in Eukaryota, Fungi, Ascomycota, Eurotiomycetes, Verrucariales, Verrucariaceae.